AUGAUCUCGUUCUUCUCCUACGAAAUCGACCACAAUCCUGAACCCGAUAAUGUUGGCACAAUCAAAAUCAGUGUUUCUACAACCAAAAUACAUCAAAGUAUCAUCCAUUGGGACCUCUAUGAAAAACUAAUAGGAUUCUCUGGUAACCCUGAAUGUAUUGAUGUAGAGCUUACUGAAUUCUUGAUGUGGUCAGGAGAAACCACUCCCAUAGAUGAUUACGAUGUGUUUUUACACUUACGGAGACUUGUAGAUCAAGCAAUUUCCUCUGAUGAUUAUAAUCUAGGUUGUGCUUUAAGAGUGUACUUGAGGACUCUUACUAUUGAUGUUCCUUCUGAACAAAUUGAGGUACACGUCCUCGUAGGUUUAGUGGAUGGGCACGAUGUUAUCUUUGAAUUUGAUCAUCAUCAAAUUGAAGAAGCAGCUCCAUCUCAGCUUGAAGAAGGUUUUCGAGUCUCACUCAAUGAGACCAUUGAAGAAGAUGUUCCAGGUUUAGAGGAUGAUGAGCAGGAUUCUAUAUUUGAAUUUGAUCAUCAUAUUGAAGAAGCAGCUUCAUCUCAGCUUGUAGAAGUUUACCGAGUUUCGCUCAGUGAGACCAUCGAAGAAGAGGUUCUAGGUUUAGAGGAUGAGCAAGACGUUAUCAGCUUUGACUUUGAUCAUCAAACUGAAGAGGCAGCUCGGUCUCAGCUUAGAGAAGUUUUUCGAGUCUCGCUCAAUGAGACCAUUGAAGAAGACGUUCUAGGUUUAGAGCAUGAGCCCGAUGUUAUCUUUGUCGAUGAAGAAGCAGCUCCAUCUCAGCUUGAACAAGUUGCUCGAGUCGACGACUUUGUGCACUUAUUGAAUGUGCACAAUGUUAGCUUUGACUUUGAUCAUCAAACUGAAGAAGCUGCNCAUCAAAGUAUCAUCCAUUGGGACCUCUAUGAAAAACUAAUAGGAUUCUCUGGUAACCCUGAAUGUAUUGAUGUAGAGCUUACUGAAUUCUUGAUGUGGUCAGGAGAAACCACUCCCAUAGAUGAUUACGAUGUGUUUUUACACUUACGGAGACUUGUAGAUCAAGCAAUUUCCUCUGAUGAUUAUAAUCUAGGUUGUGCUUUAAGAGUGUACUUGAGGACUCUUACUAUUGAUGUUCCUUCUGAACAAAUUGAGGUACACGUCCUCGUAGGUUUAGUGGAUGGGCACGAUGUUAUCUUUGAAUUUGAUCAUCAUCAAAUUGAAGAAGCAGCUCCAUCUCAGCUUGAAGAAGGUUUUCGAGUCUCACUCAAUGAGACCAUUGAAGAAGAUGUUCCAGGUUUAGAGGAUGAUGAGCAGGAUUCUAUAUUUGAAUUUGAUCAUCAUAUUGAAGAAGCAGCUUCAUCUCAGCUUGUAGAAGUUUACCGAGUUUCGCUCAGUGAGACCAUCGAAGAAGAGGUUCUAGGUUUAGAGGAUGAGCAAGACGUUAUCAGCUUUGACUUUGAUCAUCAAACUGAAGAGGCAGCUCGGUCUCAGCUUAGAGAAGUUUUUCGAGUCUCGCUCAAUGAGACCAUUGAAGAAGACGUUCUAGGUUUAGAGCAUGAGCCCGAUGUUAUCUUUGUCGAUGAAGAAGCAGCUCCAUCUCAGCUUGAACAAGUUGCUCGAGUCGACGACUUUGUGCACUUAUUGAAUGUGCACAAUGUUAGCUUUGACUUUGAUCAUCAAACUGAAGAAGCUGCUCCAUCUCAACUUGGACAAGGUUUUCAAGUCUCGCUCAAUGAGACCAUUGAAGAAGAGGUUCUUGGUUUAGAGGAUGAUCAGCACGAGGUUAUUUAUGUCCGUGGAGAAAUGGCUCCAUCUCAGCUUGUUCGAGUCUUCGAGUUUCGACACUUAUGGGAUGAGCACAAUGUUAGCUUCGACGACUCUCAUCAUCGAAUUGAAGAGAGGGAUCGUUCUCUGAUUGAAGAAGUUUUUCAAGCCUCGUUCAAUGAGGCCAAUAUUGUCAGGUUAAGACCUGCGAGCAAGCUCGCUGUCGAGUCUUUGAAAAGAAAAAUAUACAAGAAGACUAGCGAUGCGGUCGGUGAGAUUUGAGAAUAAACGAAGAACUUUGU
Molecule: messenger RNA, 2057 nt
Organism: Camelina sativa (false flax)
Lineage: Eukaryota; Viridiplantae; Streptophyta; Magnoliopsida; Brassicales; Brassicaceae
Source: RefSeq, a predicted model, not a curated record